UAGUUAUACAUAAGCCUUGUACAAAGUCGGUAGUAUCGAAGGCUACUUAUAAAGUGAACCUGCAAUUCAAUACGUUAUGUUAUUCGUUACACAAAACUAUUUUUUUUAAAACGAAGUGAUAAUUAUAUUGAUAUAGUGAAUAAAAGACUGUAUUUAAGAUCUCAUGAAGCUUUCAUUAACAAUGUAAAUUAAUUUAAUUAUUAUUAGUACAAUCAGUGAUAAAACUGUGAUCAGUGUUUUAAGUGGAUAGAAUAAUGAUCGAACUAGUGAAAGUGGGUGACAAUAGGGUGAAUGGAUCAGUGCGCGACCUCGGCGGCGACUCCUUCGUGUGCAGGGUCCAGUACCUCAAUGACCUUGACCCUUUUAUGGAGUACAACGUGCGCGAACCACCACGCCCUCUGUACCACACGUUCAACACCACCAUACCACUGUCGUACCAAAUAGCUGCAGUACACCGUCUCUUGCAAGCGCCGCACAGGUUGGACGAUGCAACUCUUCAAGUCUUUAAGGAUGGUGACUACGGGCCAUACCUUGAUCUGGACUCCUCCCUCGGCGAGCAGGAUGAAGAACUGGAAGGCCUGCAAGACAGUCGAAAAAAUGCUUUGGUACUACGCACGCAGCUAUCCGUUCGAGUGCACGCUAUUAUCGAAAGGCUGUUGCAUUCUCAAGGGCGGGAGUUACGACGAGCCCUGUUCACGCUCAAGCAGAUCCUACAAUCCGACAAGGAUCUGGUACAUGAAUUCGUCGCUAACAAGGGCUUGGACUGCCUGAUGCAAGUUGCCAACACGGCUGUGCACAACUACCUUGACUACAUCUUGAGAGCUUUAGGACAGAUCCUGCUCUACGUUGACGGCAUGCAUGGUGUUAUGAACCAUAAGCGAUGUAUCCAAUGGAUGUACUCACUUAUAGCCAGUCGGUUUCGACAUGUUGUCAAAACAGCCCUAAAACUUCUCCUGGUUUUCGUGGAAUACACUGACAAAAACUGCAUUCUUCUUAUAGAGGCAAUCACAGUCGUGGAUAGUUCAAACGGUAGACCUUUCUGGUUUAACGUUAUGAAAAUCCUUCAAGACGUCGAUGCAUCUGAUACGGAACUCCUAAUAUAUGCCACUACUCUUGUAAAUCGAUGCUUGAACAGUCUGCCUGAUAGAGAUAUGUACUAUGAUCACGUAGAUUCUUUGCAGGAGCAAGGGAUCGACGAUGUGGUCCAACUAUAUAUGUCGAAACAAGGUACUGAUUUGGAUCUUUUAAGGCAACUGCAAAUAUUCGAAGCUGUGCUUUUAUAUGAGGAUGGAGACGAAAGUGGUACUGCUCUUAAACAAUUAGAUGAAUCUGUCAUCACCUCCGUUAGAAGAAGAAGUCUCAAUUUGAAAGGGUCAGAACGACGAAAAUCUAAAAAACAAGAAGACAAAGCAAAAGCGAUGACGCCGAAUAAGACUCCAAAUGAACCGGAAAACAUUACACCAGUAAGACCUGCCCACUUAAUCUCAAUACUAGACAGCAAAGAAAACAAAGAAUUAAGCACUGCACUUAAAAGGAGAAGGGAUCGUUAUGCAAGGCAAGCACAUCAUAUAUUGCAACAACAGGAACUAUUGAAUGCCAACGGAGCUCAUGAAAAAAAUAUUGAACAAUGGAACACCAACUCGCUCAGAAACUACACCAGUUUCAACGGUACUCCUAACAGAUACAUGGAAUAUCUUCCGAACGGCAGUCUCAAUGGCAGCACUAACUAUAAUGGCAAUGAAAAUAACGGACACGCAGAAAGCAACGGAGCGAAAACUGCAAACCUUCCAGACAUUUUGUUGAAUGGAAACCAAAGAUAUACUAGUGGACUAAAGCAGAGGAUGCAAAAUGGUACGUUAGGUCACAGCGUCAACGCUGCUGAUGCUUUAGCAGUGGCGGGCAGGCAAUUGGACUUCACAGCUGAGCCCAAGGAUGACAGAGAAAUAUUAUUACACAGAGAGCACAGCAUUAAAGAUCUAGCGCAAAGAUUAACUACUCCUGUGAGUCCUUCUACAGAGGAAAAGCCUCUGAGGGUAUCGGAUAUGGCAGGGAUUGUGUCGAAAGCCAAAGAAGAAUUAGCCAAAUCGAAAUCUAAAGAAAUUAUAAAAAGUCCCGCCAUAGAAAAGAGUUCCAAGAUACAUGAUAUGAAAGUAUCCGAAAAUGAUCUUCACUGGGAAGAACUUCGAAAGGGAUGCCUAAAUCGAGAGUUUCAUCUUUGUGACUUGGAUUUUUCCGAUCUAAGAUACGAUUCAGAUGAUGAUGCUGUGUUUCCGGCGAUCAAUGCCACAAAUGGCCCCCCACCCCCUCCUCCUAGCAUGCUCCCUCCUCUAGGAAUUCCCCCUCCUUUACCUACAUGUUUCUUAAGCUUACCAAAAAAUUUUCCUAAUUCAUCAAUACCAUCUGAACACUCGAGUGAAUCAGCAAACUCUACACUUAAGAAAAAUAAAAAGACUGUUAAAUUGUUUUGGAAGGAAAUUCAAGAAAAUCCUAUACCCACACCUAUCAAGUCUAAGAUUGGUGGAUCAAUUUGGGACGACUUGCCUGAAGUUAGUUUGGAUACAGCUUCUUUAGAACAUCUCUUCGAAUCGAGGACAAACGAUUUAAUUAUUAAGGAAAAACUGAUGGAACCAAAGAGAAACCUAAUAUUGGACACAAAGAGAUCGAAUGCGAUCAACAUUGCAAUGAAGAAACUACCAACACCGCAGACAAUCAAAGUAGCUAUCAUGAAGAUGGAUGCGACGGUUAUCGGUCGAGAGGGAAUCGAGAAGCUGCUGACUAUGCUGCCUACGCAAGAGGAGAAAGUCAAGAUACAGGAAGCACAGUAUGCCAAUCCAGAUUUACCUUUGGGUAGCGCGGAGCAAUUCCUGCUGACUUUGGCUUCUAUAAAUGAGCUAUCAUCAAGACUUAAACUUUGGGUCUUCAAACUGGAUUUCGAUAAUUUAGAGAAAGAAAUAGCAGAACCUCUAAUGGACCUAAAGCAAGGCAUAGAGCUAUUGAAGAUUAAUAAAACCUUCAAAGUGAUCCUGUCAACGUUGCGGUCUGUGGGGAGCUUCCUAAAUGGUAACCAGGUGAAGGGGUUCCGUCUGGAAUACCUCUCUAAGGUGAUGGAGGUAAAAGACACGGUUCAAAAGCACCCCUUGCUGUACCAUAUUUGUGAAAUGAUUAUAGAAAAGUUCCCAGAUACGACGGAUUUCUUCAGUGAGGUGGGUCCAGUUAUAAGAGCGUCAAAAGUUGACUUUGACGUUCUUAACGUGAACCUGGUAAAGCUGGAGACAGAUUGCAAAGCGUCCUGGGACCACAUGAAACGCGUCGCCAAGCACGACGGUUCGCAGAUCUUUAAGACGAAGAUUAAUGAGUUUCUAACCGAUGCCGCCGAGCGAAUCAUUUUGUUGAGUCUUAUCAAGAAGCGGGUGAUGACUAGGUACAACAAAUUCCUCCUAUACCUCGGUGUUCCACCUACUGAAGCCACCAAGACUAAGCCAGCGGAGCUGUUGAAAGUGAUUGCGGAGUUUGCACUGGAGUACCGAACCACCAGGGAGCGAGUACUGCAGCAAUUGGAGAAGAGGGCAAACCACCGCGAACGAAAUAAGACCAGGGGGAAGAUGAUCAUUGACGUGGGCAACUAUACCAACAAGACCGGCGAGCAUACAGCGGACAGCGCUCUUAAAGAACUAUUGAAGAGUGACGCGGAUGCUGACCUGGUUGCUGAUAGGCGAAAACCUACACCUACGCAAUUACACAAUGGCGAAGAUGAGAUAAUAGAGAGUCUAGUACGAUGCGCUACAUCCAAACGAAGACCUCUAGCACGUGAUCGACGUCGAAACAGACUCGCCGACCGUAAGAGCUUGAACAGAACCCUCGACGGACACCAGUCUUGGCCCUGCAAGCAGUCAAAUGACCAAUCACCAGCAGAGCUUCAACAAAGAUAACAAGAUGCGUUUAUUUAAUAUUUUUUUUUGUAUUGACCAAAUCUCGUUAAUCUCAGUUAACCUUCAUAGCUAUCUGGAAUAUGCAUGUGAAUCUAAUAUAAUAAGUUGGGGAAAAUAAACUUUAUGUAACUUGGUACGGAUUGUCCGUUAGACCAAUAGGCGUAUCUACCGCAGUAUCAAUGGUAUGGGGCCCCCGGAUUGCAGGGGCCCCUUAUGUGUGAAAGCAAAAUUUAGUAUUGACCCACAAUCUGUAGUCUGGUGCUUCUCUGAGAAAAAAACAUAACAUAACUACUCACUAAAGAGACCUUUUUUAGAUUAAAAAGAGUAAUGGGCCCCGCAACUAACUUCGCUAAAGGGCCCCUCCAAGGCAAGCUUCGCCACUUCACUUUAUUCUAUAACGAUGUAUCAUGUUUUAUUUUUAUUAAAGUUUAUCAUUACCAGAUACCGUGUAAAUUUAUAAAAUAACAUGCAUAUUCCUUAGGUCAAUAUAGGUCCUACUGUGCCUGUGACUGACCAAUUUUUUAAUCACUAGGGGGGUAUCUACUCUUUUCUGACUCCUCUUGGCAAUGGUAUAAGUGGCUUUUCUUUUUGUAUUUAAGUAUUUACUGUGUAGCCCCCUUAUUUUCUGGUGACAACGAAUACCUACCUACUACUAUGGCUAACAUCCGUGAUUAUAGUGCGACGCAAAAGAGUACAAAGUAAAUGAGGGUGCUGUAGUCACUUAUUGUCGUUCUUAUGGUAAUCCUGUGUAUAGUGAUCCCUUGAAAUUGCAACUACCUUGAUACUUGAUAAAAAAGCAAAAUGAAUUAUUUGAUUACCUACCUUGAUAUUUAUUUUGUUCUAGUACGUGGAUAAUAUUAUGUUGCUGUUUUAAAUAUGAUGAUCUGUUGAAAAUAAUAUUAUUUUCUAAUGUAAAAAAAAAUAAUAAAUAUAUUUGGAAAAUACUUACACUAUCUAGCCCCAAAGUAAGCAUCAUGUGUUAUAGCUGAUUUCAUGGUAUAUAUUUAUUAAAUUGAAAUAAAUUCAUGUCAAUUUCAUCUACGUUAAUUAUAUUUAUAUUAAUUCGUUUGGUAAUUAUCUGAAUUUCCACUAUGAUUUUAAAAACUAUCUAUAAUGAUUGGUUGCACUAUACUUACAGAUCUUUGUGUAAUGGCAGUGGUGUUGCCACACAACAAGUUUGUUAGUUCCAAUUUUAUUAACUUCUACUUUUUUAUGUCGCACUCUAAUUUGGUCUCUUUUAGAACUACGUUCCGCCUUUGAGAAUAUUGUGCGGCCUACUCGUAUGUAUAAAUUACUGAGUUCAUGACGAAUUUUAGAUAAUUACCUACGUUUGUUUAUUUGUCAUCGUUGAAGGUACCUACCCAGGCAGUGACUUCAAUUCCUAAGCAGCUGUGACUUACCUUAGCCUAUUGGUCCUAAGGCAUACCCCAUCAUGUGCCGCAGUUUUAAGGGAUAAUUAAUUUAAAAUUACCAAACUGAGCAUUUAUCUUAAGUAAUUUAUAUUUUUAUCGAAUUAACAAUUUGGUGUUGACGUUUCCAAAUUAAUUUUUAAGUUUCCUUGCAUUUUAUAAGAUAUCUUAGUCAAACAUCCAAAUGAAAGCCUUGUUAAAUAAAAGAAAUCUUGGUUUUCGGUUUUUCAUGUGAUUUUACCCGACUGCGUCAGAAGGAUGGCCUAAUGUUUUCAUUUAUAAUUUUAUUACUUUAGGUAGGCCUUGUCAUUAAUUUAGGUAUACUAUUUUAAAUUACUAUUGUCUUUUUGUUUUUUUACGGUUUUAUGUAUAUAAUAUUGUAGGUAUGUUGAAAAUGCAAUCUUGGGUGCUCGCAUUUUAUAAAUAUUUAUGUAUACCUGACACAGAAAUCUAGAUAAUGCCCUGAAACAUUUGUUUAAAAUUUAUUUAUGCGAGUUAAAUCUUUCGUUUUUCUUUCAUAUGGAUAUGUUGUAGUCAUCGGAUUGAUUUAGCUAGCUGAUGGAAUGCCUAGGCCGUUCAUUACCCACAGAACAGAAAACGCUAAAGCUAAUGCUGCAUACAAAUACGCGCACUCGCAGAAAAAAACAAUUUUACUGUCUAGCAUCAUUCAUCAUUAAUCAUCCCAUGUCCCAUAUUCUUCUCACUGUUGAGCUUGAGUCUUCUCACAGAAUGAAACGGGUUAGGCAUUGGCCUAAACUUCCCUGAAGUCCACCACGCUGCAGCUGGCCCAAUUGAUUGGCAGACUUUACACAAGCAGGGUAUUAAGAAAAAUUUCUGCUAUGCUGGUUUUCUCACGAUGUUUUUCCUUCACCGUUUGAGACACGUGAUAUUCAAUUUCUUAAAAUGCACUCAACAGAAAAGUUGGUGGUGCAUGCCUCGGACGGGAUUAGUACCCACACCCUCCGGAAUCGGAGGCAGAAGUCAUAUCCACUGGACUAUCACGGCCCUGUAUGCUGUCUAGCACUAGCAAUAACAUAUAACUAUUAUUUCACAAUGUUCGACCGUCCGUCUGUCCAAGGUUUAGUGCAUUGAAAUUUGGCAUGGGUAUGUAAAUAUACAUAUAAAAUGCUAAAAAAAAUCAAAAAAUAAAUCAUUUUUGUGAUUUCUUCCCUACAUGUAAAAUGAGGAUGAUUUUUAUCUCGUCUAUCGCACAGUAUGCGAUAGUAAGUAUACAUACUAUAACUAUUACACACUAUCACUAUUACUAUGGGUAUUUUUGCAACAAUUACGUACCUACGUACUUACUUAGGUUAUAUUCUAUUGGGAUCAGUUAAAUUGUGUAGGUAUGUAUUUAUUUAGAUUUCUGUGUUCCUAUAUUAAUAUAAAUUUACGAAUUGAAAGAUAUAGUUAACAUCCCCUUCCGCACUGUGUUAUAAAAUCAAAAUAAUUGGUAUCACGAACUAAAGAAACACUACAUUGGUAUGUUGCGUUGUUCCCUUUUCAUUACCCGACUGCAAGAAGGGUUAUGUUUCUCGCGCGUAUCUUAUAUGUAAUUUUACUAAGGUAUUUAUUAUUUGUGUAAAUAUCUGUGUAAAUAAAAAAUACAAUUAAAA
This is a messenger RNA of Bicyclus anynana (squinting bush brown), 6951 nucleotides long. It is a transcript of the gene Fhos, whose product is annotated as FH1/FH2 domain-containing protein 3. The record is from RefSeq and is a predicted model, not a curated record. Gene Ontology annotation, molecular function: actin filament binding. Gene Ontology annotation, cellular component: cytoplasm; cytoskeleton. The coding region runs from base 255 to 3929 and encodes 1224 amino acids. The transcript has 20 exons. NCBI's taxonomy places the organism in Eukaryota, Metazoa, Arthropoda, Insecta, Lepidoptera, Nymphalidae. Gene Ontology annotation, biological process: actin filament network formation; cortical actin cytoskeleton organization.